UGAACGCUGCCGCUGGUUAAUAAUCGGAAACAUGGCGCUGUCUAGUGUGUUGAGGAGUGAGUCUGCGGAUUUUUGUGAUCGCUUUAACCGGCCUUUUGCGCCCGACUGUGGUCUUGAUCAAACGGAUCUGGGCUUCGGAGCCGCACAGGGAGACAGUCUGAACUUCGCCGUGACACCUCUAGUUGAAGGGGGUGAACCGGAGAGAAAAAUCGAGUUUCUUCACGGCACAACCACCCUAGCAUUUAAAUUUCAGCAUGGUGUCAUUGUGGCUGUGGAUUCCAGAGCUACAGCGGGCUCCUACAUCGCUUCCCAGACAGUGAAGAAGGUGAUUGAGAUCAACCCCUACUUGCUAGGCACCAUGGCAGGAGGUGCUGCAGACUGCAGCUUCUGGGAGCGCCUGCUGGCCAGGCAGUGCCGCAUCUAUGAGCUGCGCAACAAAGAGCGCAUUUCUGUAGCGGCUGCCUCCAAGCUCCUGGCUAACAUGGUGUAUCAGUACAAAGGCAUGGGCCUCAGUAUGGGGACAAUGGUCUGUGGCUGGGACAAGAGAGGACCAGGGCUGUACUACGUGGACUCUGAGGGCAACCGCGUAUGUGGAGACCUGUUCGCAGUGGGGUCUGGCUCAAUGUACGCCUACGGUGUAGUUGACAGUGGCCUUCACCAUGACCUGACCAUAGAGGAGGCAUGCGACCUUGGCCGCCGUGCCAUCUACCAAGCCACCUACCGUGAUGCCUACAGCGGAGGCCAAGUCAACCUCUACCGCAUCCAUAGUGAGGGUUGGGAGAGGGUCUCUCAAGAAGAUGUUCUUCAGCUACACCAGAAGUACCAGAGCGAGAAAGCAUAGAGGGACGUGUUGAGGAUAAAGAGGGUAUGAGAUAGGGGAAAGAGUAGAGAGGAAUCAAAGGCACUUCUGGUAAAAAACUGAAAUCAAAACAGCAGAAUGACUCUCUCCAGUUUAAGUUUUUUACCAGAGCUGGUUUGUCUGUACAUGAGAACAUAAAUUCUCUCUCGCUCUUUUUCUUUCCAAUCUCUCUUUCAGUGAAGUUAGAUCACUUUCCGUUAUUUUUCUCAUGUUACUUAUUGAAUUUUCAGCCAGUUUUAGUAGUAUUACAAUCCCAGCCAUUGAUCUUCAAUUCCACUUGCUGUUUGUGAUUAAAAAUAUGGGGGUGCUUUAUCCCAGUGGACAACGUGACAAGCCAAACCUCCUGCUGGCCUGCUCUUCCUGAGUGGGAGUGGGCUUCUGUUGUUCUUCUCAUAUAUUAGCACUACCACAGUUACUAAACCUACUUUCAAUAAACCUUGGAUUUGUUUUUGCUAUCUGA
This is a messenger RNA of Xyrauchen texanus (razorback sucker), 1319 nucleotides long. Its product is annotated as proteasome subunit beta type-5-like. The record is from RefSeq and is a predicted model, not a curated record. Bases 32 to 841 code for a protein of 269 amino acids. Gene Ontology annotation, cellular component: proteasome core complex. Lineage: Eukaryota; Metazoa; Chordata; Actinopteri; Cypriniformes; Catostomidae. Gene Ontology annotation, molecular function: threonine-type endopeptidase activity. The transcript is spliced from 3 exons.